Messenger RNA from Branchiostoma belcheri (Belcher's lancelet), 1349 nucleotides. Its product is annotated as ribosome biogenesis protein wdr12-like. Lineage: Eukaryota; Metazoa; Chordata; Leptocardii; Amphioxiformes; Branchiostomatidae. The record is from RefSeq and is a predicted model, not a curated record. Gene Ontology annotation, biological process: maturation of 5.8S rRNA from tricistronic rRNA transcript (SSU-rRNA, 5.8S rRNA, LSU-rRNA); ribosome biogenesis; maturation of LSU-rRNA from tricistronic rRNA transcript (SSU-rRNA, 5.8S rRNA, LSU-rRNA). Bases 12 to 1310 code for a protein of 432 amino acids. Gene Ontology annotation, cellular component: preribosome, large subunit precursor; PeBoW complex. Gene Ontology annotation, molecular function: protein binding. The transcript has 2 exons.
UUGUGGACAAAAUGGCGUCGUCCGGUCCGCACGUGCAGGCGAAGUUCUUCACCAAACAGCCUCAGUUCGCCGUCAGCGAGGACGUCUUCUCCGUCCCGGCGACCGUCACCACUCUAGAACUGAACGAUCUCAUCAACGGGCUCCUCAACUCCAGCGAUGGCGACGGGGAGAGCUCGCGAAGGGAGUUCGACUUCCUGGUCGAGGGCGAGUUCCUUCGCCUGCCGCUCAACUCGCACAUGCAGGGCAAGGGGCUGACUGCGGAAAGAGUCGUGUCCAUAGAGUUCCUGUUACGGCAGCCGGCACCAGAACCACGCACUGCUAUCCAGCAGGAAGACUGGAUAAGCAGCGUUCAAGGUAACAGAGAUUGCAUCCUGUCUGGUUCCUAUGACUCCACUGUCCAAGUCUGGACUAGAGCCGGUCAGAACCUGGUCUCGGCAACUGGACACACGGAGCCGGUCAAGGCAGUGGCAUGGGUCAAGCAGGAAGCAAUCGGUGGUCAGUUCCUCAGCGCCUCCCAGGACCAGCUCAUCGUGCUGUGGGACUGGGACAGAGAUGGUGGGACUGCAGUACCGAGGCUGUGCUGUAGGGGGCAUGCUCGCAGUGUGGACUGCCUGGCCAUCCACCCUACUGCAGACAGGUUUGCGAGUGGCUCCUGGGACAAGAUGGUGAAACUCUGGUCCUUGGGUGAGGCAGAGGAAGAUGAGGAAGAAGAGCGACCACGAGGGAAAAAGAAAGCGAAGCACGAUCAGCUGGGACCGACGAGAACGCCGCUGAUGACCCUACAGGGUCACGGGGAAGCCGUAACAUCCGUCGCCUGGAUCAACGACGUCACGUUGUGUAGUGCAUCAUGGGACCACACCAUCCGGACGUGGGACGUGGAGGCCGGGGUUCCGAAAGAAACGUUAACGGGAUCCAAAGCCUUCCACGCUGUCGCGUACUCCAACCUCAGCCACCUGCUUGCAUCUGGCAGCUCGGACAGGCACGUCCGUCUCUGGGACUUGAGGAGUCAGAAGGGCGUUUUGGUUGAGUCCACGCUCACCGCGCACCAAGGGUGGGUUUCCGCCGUAGCCUGGUCCCCGACGAACCAGCACCACCUCGUGUCGGCCUCGUACGACAAGACGCUGAAGCUGUGGGACACGCGCAGCCCGCGAGCGCCGCUGUACAACAUGUCGGGACACAGGGAGAAACUGCUGUGCGCAGACUGGUCCAUUCCUGAUCUGUUGAUCUGUGGGGGGGCAGAGAAGCAACUGUGCACGUUCUCUUACUCUGACCUGCUGACCAGUAUGCCUGACAGGCAACAGGGAAACUAGGGGGACACUAUCAAGUAAAGAAAAUACUAAUGAGGUAUU